AUUCAUGACUUGCGAUUUCAGCGGACACAGCUAGUUCUUCUUUAGGCCAUUAAAAACUUUGUAUCAACCUCUUUUUUCAAGGAAUAUCAUCAUGUCUAAGAUUCAAGGAGGAACCGUUGUUGAGAUGCAAGGAGAUGAAAUGACAAGGAUUAUAUGGGAGGCGAUUAAAACCAAGCUGAUAUUUCCGUUCAUUGAUCUUAACAUUCAGAGCUAUGAUCUUAGUAUUCAGAACAGAGAUGCAACAAAUGACCAAGUGACUGUUGACUGUGCUGAAGCUAUCAAGAAGUGUAAUGUAGGCAUUAAAUGUGCUACCAUUACACCAGAUGAAAAGAGAGUUGAAGAAUUCAACCUGAAAAAGAUGUGGAAAUCCCCAAAUGGAACGAUUAGAAACAUUCUUGGUGGUACGGUCUUCAGGGAAGCGAUCAUCUGCAAAAACAUUCCAAGACUCGUAGUCACAUGGAAUAAACCUAUUGUCAUUGGCCGUCAUGCACAUGCAGAUCAGUACAAAGCAACAGACUUUGUAGUCCCUGGCAAGGGAAAGAUUGAACUAACCUACACACCAGAAGAUGGAAGCGAACCAAAAUCAUUCACUGUUCAUAACUUUGUAGACGGAGGUGGCGUUGCCAUGGGAAUGUUUAAUACUGACGUAUCUAUUCAGAACUUUGCUCAUUGUUGUUUCCGCUAUGCUUUAGAUCGGGGCUAUCCUCUAUAUCUCAGCACAAAGAAUACUAUUUUGAAACGUUAUGAUGGUCGGUUUAAGGACAUAUUCCAGGAGAUCUACGAGACGACAUACAGAAGUGACUAUGAGGCGAAGAAUCUCUGGUACGAGCACAGAUUGAUUGAUGAUAUGGUGGCCUUCGCAAUGAAGAAUGAAGGAGGAUUCGUCUGGGCUUGCAAGAAUUAUGAUGGUGAUGUACAGAGUGACUCUGUUGCACAAGGUUAUGGAUCCCUGGGUAUGAUGACGUCAGUUCUGAUCUGUCCCGAUGGAAGGACGAUUGAGUCUGAGGCUGCUCAUGGAACGGUGACGAGACAUUAUCGUAUGCAUCAACAGGGCAAAGAAACGUCUACAAACUCAGUUGCAUCCAUAUUUGCGUGGACAAGGGGUCUUUCUCAUCGCGCGAAGCUGGACAGUAAUGAAGCCCUUGCUAAGUUCUCUGCUGCUUUAGAAGAAGCAUGCAUCGAGACUAUAGAGGGCGGUAUCAUGACCAAAGAUCUCGCAAUCUGCAUCAAGGGAAUGGCAAAUGUUGUCCGGUCUGACUAUGUCAACACGUUUGAAUUCAUUGAUAAAGUUGCUGAAGCUGUCGCAGCAAAGUGUAAGUGACUGGAAAGCAGUAAACUAUAAAUUCUGAACUCUGUAAAUUAAAUAAAUUGUAGUCUAAUGCUGUCUUAAUCAUAUAAGUGAAAUGCAGGGUUUUUUUCAAUUUCAAACAGGCAAUUCAGUAACAAAUUUAUGUCUCAUCUUUUGUUUGAGCAUCUUGAAAGUUUAUUUUGAUAUGAAAAUCUUAAAAUGUGUACAUUUCAUCAAUGCAAUAUUGAUCAGUAAAUAUUGUCUGGAUAUAAUAAAAGUGAGAAAAGGAAAUCAAUUCAUGGCCCUGCCUUACACAUAGUGACUGGUCCAUUCAGUCACAAUUAUGGAAAGCCAACAAAUACAGAAUGCAGAUGACUGUUGAAAGUCUUUUUCUAAAUACAGUGUCAGCAUUAGUGUAAUCAUUGUACAUCUCUGUUUCCAGAGGGAUGUUAUUUACAUUUCAUUCCAUAGUUGGGACUGAUUGGAUCAGUUACAAUCCUUUGUGAAACAAGCAAUGAUGAGAUCGAUUUCAGUUCAAUAAAAGAAAAUGUAUUUAGGAUAUUGCGUUCUCAUGGCAUCACAGAACAGUUAUGUAAAAGAGUUAUAUAAAUGUUGAUUGGCAUAAUGGCGUCUUCCACCAAAUCCAGAGGGGUCUAUUCAUAAAGCUGUUUGAAAGCUGUUAUAAAUGAUUUUACUGAUCACCCCUUCUUGAAGUAAAUGAUGUACCCCAAAUUUUUGUUGGUAUUGCUUUAGCUACAUUUAAGUGAUCCAAUCACCAGAUAUAUAUGCAAAGGUCAUUUGUAACUUACAAAUGGCUUUAUGAAACACCCUUUAGGAUGAGUUAUAUUCUAUUCUGUGUAACCAGGGGAAAAAAACUCUGAAUGUUAAGUGACUAUAUAAUGAAUUUUAAUGGAGUGGUUUUUCAUUAACAUCUUUGUAGGUUACGCACAAAUUAACAAAUAACUGGUGAUGCUUAAUCACAUUCUCAAUUACUUUUCUUUCACAUCAGCUACUGUUCAAAUCCGAUCUUUGUAGAUUCUCAUUUUUCACAAGCAUCAGAAUAGAAAAUUCAAUACAUAUCCCGGGCAAGGUUUCACGAAGGAUCUUUUCAGUGAUAGUCACUGACUAAUUUGUUGUGAGCCAAUCAGAUGCUGGGAUAGCUUAUUACAAACAUUCAGUGUACCCUCCGCACUGCCUCCAUGCUGGUAGCCCCAUUGCUACAGGGGUUGCUUCUUUGAGUGUUUCAUGAUGCAUCUUGUCAAUGAUUUUCACUGACAAAUUCGCUCCAUCCAAAUAGAUGCAGGGAUUUCAGUAGCUUAUAACAGCUGUCAGUGAAAACUAAUGACUAUUCAACUCAUUACCCCAGGUUUAAUGAGUUUUAGAGGAAAUGCACUGGGGGAUUCCAAGUCCUGUGUUGACAUCAAGUGUUGGUGUUGGAAUUUGAAUUGUAAAACUGAUCCAGAUCAUAUUAUUGACAUCUCAAAUACUAGUGAGUGACUUUUCAGAAACCUCUUAUGUUCAUGGUGUUAAACUCCAACUCCAACACCAAUAGGUCAACACUCAACUUGAAGUUACCCCGGGGGGCCACUUACAUUGACGAGUGGAUACCAUGCGUGA
Lytechinus variegatus (green sea urchin) is the source of this 2905-nucleotide messenger RNA. RefSeq names its product isocitrate dehydrogenase [NADP] cytoplasmic-like. Gene Ontology annotation, molecular function: NAD binding; isocitrate dehydrogenase (NADP+) activity; magnesium ion binding. Gene Ontology annotation, cellular component: peroxisome; mitochondrion; cytosol. The record is from RefSeq and is a predicted model, not a curated record. The transcript is spliced from 11 exons. NCBI's taxonomy places the organism in Eukaryota, Metazoa, Echinodermata, Echinoidea, Temnopleuroida, Toxopneustidae. Bases 92 to 1321 code for a protein of 409 amino acids. Gene Ontology annotation, biological process: isocitrate metabolic process.